CCUGUGCUCCUCCUGCUCGUACUGGAUGUCUCGGAAUGCGCGGCGCAGGUUUCGCCCGGGGUCCGCGCGGCUAGCGGCGGCAGCGGGAGCGCGUGUGACCGGAGAGGAGCGCGUGUGGAGCCGUGCGCGUGUGGAGGAGCGCGCGGAGGUGCUGAGGCCAAGCAGUGAAUAGUGGAUCUGUUCUCAGGACUCUGAAGUGAAGUGGAUUGAAAAAGAAGAAGAGGAAGAAGAAGAAGAAGAAAAGACACACACUGUCCUGGACCGGAGUGAAAUAUCGACACGUUGGAAAAGACAAGCGGCACAGCUCUGAACCGGCCAAUCGGUGCAGCUGAUCCUAUUUUACUGUCUCAGGUGGGGUCAGUGCGCUGUCGGUACAUCUGGACCCUGAUAGAGGGAGCAUCGACGUCCUCCGUACACCUCCACUUUCUCUUUUACAUCCAUCUUUCUCUGUCUCUGUUUUAUUCCCAUAUAUCUCUUACUCACAUGGGCGUGACAUAGAGCCCAGUCCAGCUCUGACCCACCCACACACACACACAUACAUACAUACAUACAUACACACCUGUACAUUAGCUUUAGCCCAGGCGCUAGCUCGGGCACGCCCCCACCGCUGGUUCAAGAUGAUGCCCUCCUCCUCCCGCACGAUUGGCUGGGGAAGGAAGUGGCCUUGGUGGUGAUUGGCUGAGGGACGGGCGCUGGACCCAUGUCGUGGAAGCGGAACUACUUUGCUUCAGGCAGCAGCGGGCUCCAGGGGAUGUUCACCCCGCGCACCAUGACCUCCAUCGCUCCCAGCAAAGGGCUGAGCAACGAGCCGGGCCAGAACAGCUGCUUCCUCAACAGCGCACUGCAGGUACUUUGGCAUCUUGACAUCUUCCGCAGAAGCUUCCGCCAACUGACCACACAUAAGUGCAUGGAGGACUCGUGCAUCUUCUGUGCUCUGAAGAGCAUCUUCGCUCAGUUCCAGUUCAGCAGUGAGAAGGUUCUGCCGUCGGAUGCUCUCCGCAGCGCUCUCGCCAAAACCUUCCAGGACGAGCAGCGCUUCCAGCUGGGCAUCAUGGACGAUGCCGCCGAGUGCUUCGAGAAUCUCCUGAUGCGCAUCCACUUCCACAUCUCAGACGAGACUAAAGAGGACAUCUGCACCGCCAAGCACUGCAUCCCUCACCAGAAGUUCGCCAUGACGCUGUUCGAGCAGUGUGUGUGCAACAGCUGUGGAGCAACAUCAGACCCUCUCCCCUUCAUUCAGAUGGUGCACUACAUCUCCACCACCUCUCUCUGUAACCAGGCCGUGCGGAUGCUGGAGUGCAGAGAGAAGCCCACGCCGGACAUGUUCGGGGAGCUUCUCCGCAAUGCCAGCACCAUGGGGGACCUGCGCAACUGCCCGAGUAAUUGUGGGGAAAUGUUGCGUAUCCGCAGAGUCCUGAUGAACUCUCCUGAAAUCAUCAGUAUUGGUCUGGUUUGGGACUCGGAUCACUCAGACCUCGCAGAGGACGUCAUCCACAGCCUGGGAACCUGCCUGCGCCUGGGGGAUCUCUUCUACAGAGUGACGGACGACCGCGCCAAGCAAUCAGAGCUCUACCUGGUGGGCAUGGUGUGCUACUACGGCAAACACUACUCCACCUUCUUCUUCCAGACCAAGAUACGCAAGUGGAUGUACUUUGAUGAUGCGCACGUCAAAGAGAUUGGACCCAAGUGGAAGGACGUGGUGUCACGCUGUAUAAAGGGCCACUACCAGCCGCUGCUGCUGCUGUAUGCUGACCCCCGGGGGACGCCUGUGUCAUCGCAGGACGUGCCCUCGGCUCAGCUGGACCUGCACCACUGCAGCAAGGCUGGAUACGACAGCGAAGACUCCGGGAGGGAGCCGUCCAUCUCCAGCGACACCCGCACAGAUUCCUCCACAGACAGCUACAGUUACAAGCACUCGCGGUCGCACCACGAGUCCAUGGCCUCCCACUUCUCCUCCGACUCUCAGGGAACCGUGGUGUGUAAUCAGGACAGCAGUGGCUCUCAGAACAGCAUGGACUCUGCAGGCGAGGUCCUAAAGGAGCCGCCCACCCCUCUGUCCACGCCGCGGCCCUCCUCCACGAGCCGGCUGCAGGACUAUAAGGAAACCGUGAGCAUCAUGAUCCACAGCCGCCCGCUCUCCUCCUCCUCCAGCUCGGGGGUGGGGGGGUCGGAGGCCGGGGCGCGGGCGAGGGACUGGGAGGACGAGAGCACCAGCAGCGAGUCCAAAUCCAGCUCCAGCGGGGGGCGCUACCGGCCGUCGUGGAGGCCCCGGAGAGAGGCGCUGAACAUCGACAGCAUCUUCAGCAGGGAGAGGCAGCGGGUGGGGCCGGGGGCCGGGCCGGGGGGCUACGGCUGUCUGGGCGCCUCCCCGCUGCCGGAGGACACGGCGGCUCAGGGGCUCGGGGAGUGUGCCACAGGGACGACGGGGGUGGAGGACCCCACGGCGGGGCAGGUGGGGAACGUUGGGGGUGGGACUAAUCUGGGGGUGGGGCGUCUGGCUGCUCCGCCCCCUCUAAGAGGCGUGGAUCAGCAGCCGCGGCUGAUCCAGAGGAUGGAGAGCGGCUAUGAGAGCAGCGAGAGGAACAGUAACAGCCCCAUCAGUAUGGACAUGCCCCUCAACGACAACCCCAACACCAGUGCACCCAGGGAGGCUUGUGGUAAGAAGGCCUUGACUUCCGGGCCGUCUUGGCGCACAGUGCCAAAGUCCAAGAGCAGUAGUGCCAUCCUGCAGGACCUGCGAUCCCCGACAUGGAGCAGCAGCCCUACGAGCAUGGGGGAGGGCCGCAGCGAGCUGGAUGAGCUGCAGGAGGAGGUGGCCCGCAGAGCCAGACAGCAGGAGCUCCAGAGGAAGAAGGAGAAGGAGAGAGAAGCAGCCAUGGGCUUCAACCCCAAACCCAGCAAAUUCAUGGACCUGGAUGAACUUCAGCACCAGGGGAAAGGGGGCAGUUUUGAGCGCUGCCUGGCUGAGGCGGACGCUCUGUUAGAGCAGUCGCUGCGCCUGGAGCAGGCUGGAGACCCAGCCGCCGCCCUGGCGCUCUCGCACCACGCUGUGUCUAAACUAAGAUUUUCCAUGCAUGAGGGCAGUGCUAACACUCAUAGCAGGACUAUGGCUGCUGACGCCAAGCUGCAAAAAUGCAUGAGGAGAGCGCGGGGCCUACAGCAGCGCAUGCAGCAACAGCCAGAGCAGCCACAGGAGCCCAGCCGCCCACAGGGGCCUUCCAGUGAACAGCCUGGCCCGGUCCAAGUACUGCUGACAGACAAUCCGGAAGAGGUGUGGGAAGCCAGUCAGGAUGCUGCCCUUUGCCCGCCACCUUCAGUCCAGCCGCCCCCGUCUAAUUUGCUGUCCGCUUUGAAUUGCCCAUCGCUUGGCGGCCCCCACCCUUCUGCACCUCGCCCGCCGCGCCCUCAAGAACCCACCACUCAAGGAGGCGAUUGGCUGUCGCAGAACGAGGAGGAAUGGGGAGGCAUUCGACUGUCGGAUGUUCUUCAGGCCUCAGGAGUGCGGAUCCGCCCCAUCCGGAAGCACCUGGCCAUCUCCCUGCCCUCUCUUCCCCUGGAUUUCUGGGGGGUGCUGGGCGAGGACAGAGAGACGUCUCAGCCGCAACGUCCGCAAUGUCCCCCACGUCCACCCUCUCCCUCCUCUACCUCCUCUACCUCUGUCCCUACCCAACCUCAUUGGAGGAGCACAUCCCACAGCCCAGACUGGAGCUCCCAUCCAAGUGCCACGCCCAGCCCACAGCCUGAUUCAGACCAGGAGCAUCCCAGAGGACCGCUAUGGCAGCCCCUACGCAACUCCAGACAGGCUCCUGCCGCUGCCCGCCAGUGGUCUUCCUGGAGCCUGGACCGCCCGGAUGCUGUGGUCAGCCCCCACGACACGCCCCCCGACCACAGCCACCUCGUCACUCCCACCGUCUCCCCGCACUCUUCUGGAUGGCACAUCCCCCCACGCAGCCCCCCACUGAGGAGCACCAGGAGCCUCCCCAAGCACCACAUCAUCCCCAAGCGAGACCCCAACCUGGAGGCAGAGGACCAGGAGCUUUCUGAGCUGGACUCCCUGUACCAGGCCAGUCUGCAGGCGGGCUCCGGUCCAAACCGAGCCCUGCAGAGGUCCAGCUCUCCGGCCUCGGGGAAACCAGUUCCUCCUCCUGCUGCUGCGCGGAAGCUGCUCUCUGGGGUGGGACGCUCGCGGACCCCUACGGCUGAGCUGGAGAGAACCGCAUUCGGUCCACCGGGCUGUUGCAGUCACACUGCACACCUGAACAUGCCGUUCUCAGUAGCAGAUCAGGGGCUGCAGGAGCAGUACGACGCUGACCAUCUGCGCCACAUCGCUCGUAGCCUGAGCGGGACCACCAUUGGACGACGGCAGGGCCGCCUCGCUGUCUCUCGCAGCUUUCCCAUCAUCACGCCCUCCACCCCCUCCAUCUCCAUCCUCCUGCCUCUGCAGCGCCGCCUCAGCAGCAGCCUGGGCUUUGUGUGGAUGUCCCAGGUAAAGCUGACCCAUCUCUCCACCUCCAUGAGCUUCUCGAGCUUCAGUAGCAGUGAAAGCUCUUCAUUUAUCCCUCGUGCUGCUUUCUGCUCUCCAGUGUUCAUGUUGUUGCUUUGAGUCUGAGUGCUGGUGGUUUUAUACUAGUGCUGGUUGGUAUGUGGUCUGUACUGGUUUACUGUCAUUAGUGCAAUCCAGACUGUCCUCAUACAGAGUUCCCCAAUGGUGGAACAAACUACCUUCCACUACCAGAUCAGGAGAAUCUCUCACUGUCUUUAAUAAACUCCUGAAGACAGAGCUCUUCACAGAGCACUUACUCUCCUAACACCUCUAACUAACUACCUUCUACUACCAGAUCAGGAGAAUCUCUCACUAUCUUUAAUAAACUCCUGAAGACAGAGCUCUUCAAAGAGCUCUUACUCUCCUAACACCUCUAACUAACUACCUUCUACUACCAGAUCAGGAGAAUCUCUCACUAUCUUUAAUAAACUCCUGAAGACAGAGCUCUUCAAAUAGCACUUACUCUCCUAACACCUCUAACUAACUACCUUCUACUACCAG
Molecule: messenger RNA, 5044 nt
Organism: Astyanax mexicanus (Mexican tetra)
Lineage: Eukaryota; Metazoa; Chordata; Actinopteri; Characiformes; Acestrorhamphidae
Gene: usp54b
Product: ubiquitin specific peptidase 54b
Exons: 20
Coding region: 701-4603 (1300 amino acids)
Biological process (GO): protein deubiquitination
Molecular function (GO): cysteine-type deubiquitinase activity
Source: RefSeq, a predicted model, not a curated record